AUGUCGAAAACCAAAGAUGUUGAAAACCAAUUAUCCCAUGAUGAUAAUAUUGGAAAUUAUUCUCCACCUGCCGAAACAUUGGCAGAAGGUAGCAACCAAAAGGAGAUCACGAGAGUUAGAAGUGACGCUAACUAUGUUUACAUAGGUAAAAGAAAAUAUCUUCGUGAUGAACUUAGCAAUGCGUUUGGUGGUACUUUGCAACCAGGUUUAGCACCCGAGGCAACACACAAAUUUGCCAACCCUGCACCUUUGGGACUUUCGGCUUUCGCAUUGACAACUCUUGUGCUCUCCCUUGUGAACUGUCAAGCAAGAAGCGUUUCCACCCCCAACAUUGUUAUUGGCCUUGCCGCCUUUUAUGGUGGUCUAAUUCAAUUACUAGCAGGAAUGUGGGAACUAUCGUUGGAAAAUACAUUCGGUGGUGUUGCAUUAUCAUCAUAUGGAGGAUUCUGGAUGAGCUAUGCUGCUAUUUCUAUUCCAUGGUUUAAUAUUGCCGCUGCAUACGAAUCUGAAGUGGAUUUGGAGAAUGCUAUUGGAUUUUAUUUAUUGGGCUGGACCCUAUUCACGUACGGACUAUGCUCGUGCACGCUCAAAUCCACGGUCAUGUUUUUUGCUUUGUUUUUUAUGCUAGGAAACACUUUCUUGUUACUCACAAUUGGUGCAUUUAUUCAAUCCACCGGUGCGACAAAAGCAGGCGGAGUUUUGGGAGUGAUUACAGCAUUUAUUGCGUGGUACAAUGCAUAUGCCGGUUUAGCCACCAGGCAGAAUUCAUAUAUAACUGUUAAAGGAAGGCAACUUCCUAAAUUUGGAAAGAAAAAGAAGAACAUAGGAGAAGUUGUUUAA
Molecule: messenger RNA, 840 nt
Organism: Brettanomyces bruxellensis
Lineage: Eukaryota; Fungi; Ascomycota; Pichiomycetes; Pichiales; Pichiaceae
Product: Accumulation of DYads
Exons: 1
Coding region: 1-840 (279 amino acids)
Cellular component (GO): plasma membrane
Molecular function (GO): acetate transmembrane transporter activity
Source: RefSeq, a predicted model, not a curated record